AUGCUCACUUUUGCGACAACAAUUGACAACAUCAGAGAUAGACUUGAAGAAUGGAACGAUGUCUUGACACUGCUAUUGAAGACACCCUUCUGGACAUUGAUAGAAGCAUAUAUCCAGCAAAGGUUAACAAAGGUAGAGUGCAUGAAGUCUAAUUAUGACAUUGUGAGACUCAUACAAGACUAUGACACAAAAACAAGGAAGUUCAAGUUUAAUGGUGGUGACAGUGAGAUGAAAAACCAAGAUGUGGCUGAAAAUUUUUGGUUUGCCAAACAGAGGCAAAAAGCUACCAAGUACAACAACCUCAACAAGGCCGGAUUUGCAUUUUGUGAAGAAAUACUUCAUGGGUCAUAA
Molecule: messenger RNA, 351 nt
Organism: Prunus armeniaca (apricot)
Lineage: Eukaryota; Viridiplantae; Streptophyta; Magnoliopsida; Rosales; Rosaceae
Source: the annotation of a GenBank genome assembly